This is a messenger RNA of Owenia fusiformis, 823 nucleotides long. The record is from the annotation of a GenBank genome assembly. Lineage: Eukaryota; Metazoa; Annelida; Polychaeta; Sabellida; Oweniidae.
AGGUGGUUUUUCUGCUUGCUGAUCUCCAAAGUGUUGUUAGAUUCCUUAAAGAAAUCAAAAAUAAUGCCAAAAGUGGCAUCUUCACCUUUGUCAUGUCUGAAUCCACCAACACAAAUGAUAAACUAAAAAGCGAAGAGUUGGGAAACAUUGCCCUGGGAUCCUUAUCAUUUAAAAUGGAGACUGAACCAAACAAAGAAUUCAGAAAGAAAUUUCUUGAAAAAACUCCAUGGAACAUAAAAACCAAUAGAAAAUGGUUCAAAGAGUGGUGGCAGAGCAAAUUUAAUUGUCAUUUCCCAGAUUCCUUUGAUAAAAGUGGAGCUCAACUUUGUGAUCCCACAGAGCACAUGAGGGGUACCAAAGAAAAUAAUUGGGUGCAUUAUGUUAUACAAGCUACACAAGCAUUGGCAAUUGGGAUAAAUUCUGCAUUAAAAAGUUACUGCACAGUUGAACCAACAAAACUUUGUGAUGAGUUUGUCGAUCACCCAAAAGAAGUCAUUGAAAAGAUAAAAAAGGUAAAAUCUUUAUGUAUCAUUAUUCAAACUAUGCAAGCCUUGCAUAAAAGAAAAGCACUCGAGAAAUUGAGUUUUCCAAGCAUAUAUUCAAUUGAACCGAAAGAGGGAAGUAAAUAUAAAAUCGACCCAGCUUUGAUAUACAAUUCAUGAGCUACUUUUAAAUGCAUCUUUAGGUGAAGCUGAAAUUUGAAACUACAGGAGAGAUGACAAGUAUAUUUGAUGAAGAUGGAAAUGGAAUGAGUGAUUAUGGUAUAUAUAAUCUUCAACUAGAUCCUAAUGAUCCAAGGAAAAAGAAGUUUGUUCAUGUAAGU